Molecule: messenger RNA, 648 nt
Organism: Cyclocybe aegerita
Lineage: Eukaryota; Fungi; Basidiomycota; Agaricomycetes; Agaricales; Hemipholiotaceae
Source: the annotation of a GenBank genome assembly
AUGGAGGUGGAUGAGCGUGUCCACAUCUUAACUGAGAGCUUUGAGCCCUUUGCGCCUAAAGCUCACCCCAGUGAUCGGUUACUGGACCGCUAUGCAGACCGUCUCUGCUUUGAUGAUUGUGAUCCUACUCAGGAUAGGUGCCCAUAUCUCGAUGAGCUCAUCGCAAAUGCGAGGGCCGACCCACUAACAGUACUGGCUGCGGCUGAUGGCUCUGUCCCUCAGUCAAACCAGUAUCAGGCAACUUCGGCUGCCAUUAUCUACAAGGGACAUUGUGAGCUUGAAAGGACUCGCUAUGUCUCUGGCAGAGUUACUGCCCCUGAUGCAGAACUCAAUGCCAUUGCAUGCACAGUGCGCCUUGCUGUCAAGCAGGCAAACUGCCAGCAUAUUAUGGUUUUUACUGACUCUAUGGGCUCAGCCCACAGAGCGGUAGACCCCUCUGUACAUUCUGGUCAGGCUUUCAGUCUGUCAGUCUGUUGCGCUCUCCAAGAGUGGUUUGAGGCAGAUGACCUCCGCUGCAUCACCUUUGUCUAUGUUGCAUCUGCUUUGCAGUGGGACAUUCAUGGUGAGGCACACCAGUACAUCACUGAGCUCAAAGUCAGGGUUGGAUGUCAUAAGACGGACAACUCCAAAGACGCGUUGCGCUCUUGA